GGAGGACACCAGGCUCUGGGCUAUUCAAGAAAAAGCGCGUUUCCCUUCUGCGGGAGAGGGACAUUAAAAUAAAGCACACUCGACCCGAGAAGAGCAGCUGAGGAGAGAUUCCGCGCUUUGAGAUGCUUUAGUGGUUUCACCGGACUCAUGGCUUCGCUUUACCAGAGAUUCUCGACGAAGAUUAACACCAACACUUCUUUUCCCCAUCCACCUGAAGCCAGUCAUCUCCUGGGUGGACAGGUUCCCGAGGAGGAGAAUAAGGCUUUGAAGAGUCCUCAUCACCCCUCAUCCCGAACCCCGGUCCAGUACCGCAAGAAAAACGCCUGCGAGGAUGAAGACGAGUUGGUUGGCAGUAGCCCUCCACAGAGGAACUGGAAGGGAAUCGCCAUCGCCCUGCUGGUCAUCUUGGUCAUCUGCUCUCUGAUCGUCACCUCUGUCAUUUUACUCACACCAACGGAGGAUGACAGUCUGGCCUCCAAGAAGAAAGUCACGAUUGAGGACCUCUUCAGUGGGAAGCUCCAGGCACACGACCCUGAGGCUACAUGGAUAAGCGACACGGAGCUGCUCUACAGUACAAAUGACAGCAAUGUGGUGAGACGCAACGUGCUGACCGAUACCUCCAAGAUUUUGGUGAAGAACACGACCUUCGAGAGUUUCAAAAACCAGGGAUCCUACAGACGGAUCACAUACAGAGUGUCUCCUGAUCUAAAAUAUGUGCUGGUGGCUUACAAUAUUGUCCCGCUUUAUCAGUAUUCCUUCACGGCCUAUUACAUCAUCUGCAGCCUUGACUCUCCAGAGAAAGUGGAGCUGACCCCUAAUGAGGUGCAGAACACCGCACUGCAGUACGCUGGAUGGGGUCCCAAAGGACAGCAACUGAUUUUCAUCUUUGAGAAUAACAUCUACUACAAAGCGCAAGUGACCAGCCCAUCAGUCCGUCUGGUGUCCACAGGCAGUCUGGGGGUCGUAUUUAAUGGACUUGCUGACUGGCUCUAUGAAGAGGAGAUCUUCCAGAGUCACAUCGCUCACUGGUGGUCACCAGAUGGUCUCAGACUGGCAUAUGCCACCAUCAAUGACACUCUGGUGCCCAAGAUGGAGUUACCCAUGUUCACAAACGCACUGUAUCCCAGCGGACAGGAGUACCGCUACCCUAAAGCUGGGGAAGAGAACCCUGAUAUCUAUUUGUCAGUGGUGAGUCUGAACGGCCCUUUACACACAGUGAGGAUGAGGAAACCAGAAGACCCCAGAAUCAGGAAAGAUUACUACAUCACCAUGGUGAAGUGGGCAACCAGCACCAAACUGGCAGUAAACUGGCUGAACCGAGCGCAGAACAACUCCAUCCUGACCUUGUGUGAGGCCACCACAGGCAUCUGCACAAAGAAACAUGAAGAUGAGAGUGACAGCUGGCUUCACAGACAGAACGAAGCCCCGCUGUUCUCCAGAGACGGACACAGGUUCUUCUUCACCCGAGCCGUUCCACAGGGCGGCCGAGGGAAGUUCUUCCACAUAGCCAUGUCUACUUCCCAGCCCAACAGCAGCACAGACACACUACAGUCGCUGACAUCAGGAGACUGGGACGUGACGGAGAUAUUAGCGUACAAUGAGGAAACCAAACUUGUAUACUUUUUGAGUACAGAAGACGAUGCAAGACGGCGUCACCUCUACAGCGCCAACACCACAGGAUCCUUCAACCGCCGAUGUCUGUCUUGUAAUUUAAGCUGUGGAUACGUCAGUGGAUCAUUCAGUCCAGAUGCUAACUACUUCCUUCUCAACUGCAAAGGUCCCGGUGUGCCUCACACAGCCGUGUACAGCACCAGAGACGGAGAAUACAAGAAGCUGCUGGAUGUGGAGCUCAAUGAGCAGUUGAACACCACUGUGAACAACACGCAGAUGCCCAAAGUAGAGUACAGAAAGAUCAACAUAGAGGAUUACAGUCUCAACAUCCAGAUCCUGAAGCCAGCAGUGUUUACAGAAACAGCUCAGUACCCCUUACUACUGCUGGUGGACAGCACUCCCGGUGGUCAGAUGGUGACGGAGCAGUUUCUGGUGGACUGGACCACGGUGCUGGUCAGCUCCUUCAACACCAUAGCCGUGCGUCUGGACGGUCGCGGCAGUGGCUUUCAGGGCACAAACCUCCUCCACCGCAUCAAGAAAAAGCUGGGGGAGUUUGAGGAGAGAGACCAGCUGGAAGCUCUUAGAGUGAUAUCACAGGAGCCGUACAUUGACAGCUCAAGAACUGGAGUUUAUGGAAAGGCAUAUGGAGGAUACCUGGCCAGCCGACUAUUACGCUCAGAUGAUAAUCCAAAUAUGUUUAAAUUCAAACUCAAGUGUGGCACGGCCAUCUCUCCCAUCACUGAUUUCUCUUUAUACGCUUCUGCGUUUUCUGAACGCUAUUUAGGAUCACCGCAGGCCAGUAAGAGAGAGUAUGAGAUGGCACGUUUAACAGACCACAUGGAGCAACUGAGGGACAAAAAUCUCUUGAUAAUUCACCCGACGGCUGACGAGAAAGUCCAUUUUCAGCACACGGCCAAAUUUAUCACCCACCUGAUAAAUGAGAAAGCUAAUUAUACAUUACAGAUCUACCCAGAUGAAAGCCACGUCCUCCACUCGAGAGAGUCGCAGCUACAUCUGAGUCAGUCGCUGGUCAACUUCUUUGUGGAGUGUUUCAGACCCCCAGAGAUACCGAUUGAAGAAAAAGUGGAGCAGGACAAUGAGGAUGAUGGUUAGAGUUCUGCUCAGAUCCAGCACAUGCCAGCUUACAGCACAAUAUGCAAACUCCUCCCCCACCCCAUCCCCAUGGUAGUUCUGAUGGCUUCUCUUGAGCCUCUGCAUGGACCACGCCCCUCAACUCUGAUUGGCUCAUGGGAUCCAGGAAAA
Carassius auratus (goldfish) is the source of this 2874-nucleotide messenger RNA. Its product is annotated as dipeptidyl aminopeptidase-like protein 6. Gene Ontology annotation, biological process: regulation of potassium ion transmembrane transport; proteolysis. NCBI's taxonomy places the organism in Eukaryota, Metazoa, Chordata, Actinopteri, Cypriniformes, Cyprinidae. Gene Ontology annotation, cellular component: plasma membrane; voltage-gated potassium channel complex. Bases 148 to 2724 code for a protein of 858 amino acids. The transcript has 26 exons. Gene Ontology annotation, molecular function: potassium channel regulator activity; serine-type peptidase activity. The record is from RefSeq and is a predicted model, not a curated record.